Molecule: messenger RNA, 1702 nt
Organism: Camponotus floridanus (Florida carpenter ant)
Lineage: Eukaryota; Metazoa; Arthropoda; Insecta; Hymenoptera; Formicidae
Gene: Sgsh
Product: N-sulphoglucosamine sulphohydrolase
Exons: 10
Coding region: 54-1622 (522 amino acids)
Biological process (GO): glycosaminoglycan catabolic process; heparan sulfate proteoglycan catabolic process
Molecular function (GO): N-sulfoglucosamine sulfohydrolase activity
Source: RefSeq, a predicted model, not a curated record
GUAAGCCGUAAGCCAUUCACCAAUACCGUACAUAUGUCAACAAGCAUUACGAAAUGUCGUGGAACAACCGUUUAAAGUUUAAUAUAUCAUUAUGUACUUUGUGCAUUAUCUCAUUGGCAUUAUGCAUCACGCAUGGAGAUGCUGAUACAGCUCCAAAAAAUGUGCUUUUGUUGCUGGCUGAUGAUGCAGGAUUUGAAAUGCGAUCCUACUUGAAUAAAAUCUGUCAGACUCCUAAUUUAGAUAAAUUAGCAAAAGAAAGUCUAUUGUUCAAUAAUGCAUAUACAUCAGUCAGUAGCUGUUCACCAAGUCGCUCUGCAAUAUUAACUGGAUUACCAAGCCAUCAAAAUGGAAUGUAUGGUCUUCAUCAUGGAAUUCAUCACUUUAAUUCUUUUGAUGAUGUUCAAAGUUUGCCAAGAAUAUUGAAAAAAAAUAAUAUACGAACAGGAAUUAUUGGCAAAAAGCAUGUUGGACCGAAUAAGGUUUAUCCCUUUGAUUUUGCGCAUACAGAAGAAAAUAAUUCUAUUCUUCAAGUAGGUCGUAAUAUUACUUAUAUAAAACUGUUAGUCCGUGAAUUUCUUUCAGUUCAGAAUAAAACACAACCCUUCUUUUUAUAUAUUGCCUUUCACGAUCCACAUCGUUGUGGCCAUACUAAUCCAGAGUAUGGCAAUUUUUGUGAGAAAUUUGGUAACAGUGAUGUUGGAAUGGGUACGAUUCCCGAUUGGAAUCCAAUAUAUUAUCAAUGGGAACAAGUUAAGGUACCCUAUUAUGUUCAAAAUACUGAAGCUGCUAGAAGAGAUAUUGCUGCACAAUAUACAACGAUAUCUCGUUUGGACAAAGGUGUCGGUCUUGUUCUUGAAGAAUUAAAAAAUGCAGGAUUUAAGGAUAAUACAUUGGUAAUUUACACGUCCGAUAAUGGCAUACCUUUCCCAAAUGGUCGCACGAAUUUAUAUGAUCCAGGUAUCGCUGAACCUAUGAUGAUUUCAUCACCGAUUCACGGCCAUCGGAAAAAUAGCGUGACAAAUAGCAUGACUUCUUUGUUGGAUAUAACACCAACAAUAUUAGAUUGGUUCAAUAUAACUUACAUGGAUUAUCCAAACUUCAAUGAAGUGUCUUCUCCAUUUACUGGCAAGUCACUUCUGCCAUUACUUCUUAAAGAACCUGUAGAAAAUAAUACAGCAAUCUUUGCUAGCCAAACGCACCAUGAAGUUACCAUGUACUAUCCCAUGCGUACAAUUAGAACCAAACGCCAUAAACUUAUACAUAACAUUAAUUAUAGAAUGCCAUUUCCCAUUGAUCAGGAUUUUUAUAUAUCUCCAACUUUCCAGGAUAUUCUCAAUAGAACACAGACUCAUCAAUCUCUACCAUGGUAUAAAACGUUAAAAAAAUACUAUCAGAGACCAGAAUGGGAAUUGUACGAUUUAAAAUAUGAUCCAGAGGAAUUAAAUAAUAUAGCUUCAAAGUCAUCCGCAAAGAGCAUAUUCAUUGAACUUAAAGAACGGUUGUAUAAUUGGUUGAAAGUAACAAAAGAUCCAUGGAUUUGUGCACCAGAUGGUGUUUUGGAAAAUGCUGGACAUAACAAACAUGAUGCUCAAUGUAUGCCACUGAAUAAUUUCGACGAUUGAAAUUUGUUCUUAAUAUUUAUCAAUAACUAUUAUCUAAGCAUAUAUUUCUUUCCUUUUUUUACAAUUUGAUAAUGUACAUU